Messenger RNA from Mobula hypostoma (lesser devil ray), 2365 nucleotides. Its product is annotated as guanine nucleotide-binding protein G(I)/G(S)/G(O) subunit gamma-7. Gene Ontology annotation, molecular function: G-protein beta-subunit binding. Gene Ontology annotation, cellular component: heterotrimeric G-protein complex. The record is from RefSeq and is a predicted model, not a curated record. Gene Ontology annotation, biological process: G protein-coupled receptor signaling pathway. NCBI's taxonomy places the organism in Eukaryota, Metazoa, Chordata, Chondrichthyes, Myliobatiformes, Myliobatidae. The transcript has 6 exons. Bases 407 to 613 code for a protein of 68 amino acids.
GGGGUGGUUGUUGCCGGUUCUCAUGGGCAGCCCCUCCGGAUGGGGCGAUCUUAGUGCCGAAGAGGGCUCUCUGUGCGAGAGGAGUCGUUGAGCGAGACGGAGGGGGGUGUGGCACGAAGCUCACGCUGGGGCUAGCUAUUUUCAACGAAACACUUCAUUUCUGUUGGGACAUCACGUGAAACAUCAACACUUCCACUUUGAUCAACUAAGUUUUCAGAAUCUUCACCUUUUGGAAGACAGGCUGCAAUAGGGUGGACCAGGAAAUAGUUUUUUCUGCUCUGUAGAAAAGAUAUUUGAGUUUGGGAGUAUUUCAUCUGAUCUCACAGUUGUUCCAGUUGGUCUUCGUAUUGAACUAGAUUAUUCAAGUAUCCUAAGUUCGGCCUUGGCCUGGAAUAAAUGGCAAACAAUGUCAUCAACUAACAACAUAGCACAAGCACGGAAACUGGUAGAACAGCUGAGGAUUGAGGCAGGCAUUGAGAGAAUCAAGGUAUCCAAGGCUGCUGUAGACCUUAUGAAUUACUGUGAACAGCAUGCCCGGAAUGAUCCACUGAUUCUUGGAGUCCCAACAUCUGAAAAUCCUUUCAAGGAGAAAAAGCCCUGCAUCAUCCUAUAGCUUUGCCCAUAAUGUAUGAAGCACAGCGCAUUAAAAGCCAAUUUGUGAUUGCCAACAUUAUUAAAUACUCUAACCAGUGAAGAGGUGUUUAAAUAUGGAUUGUACUUAAAACUACAGUUGAACCAGUGUUUGCAAAUCUAACAAAGGGGAUUUAGAAAUUAGUCAAUGCCAUUGAAAAUUAAGUUCACCAGAUUAAGAAGGGGAUGAAUUUUCUCAUGAGUGUGCUUUCUCAUUUGUCUAAAGUUUGAUUGAAAUAAGUAGAUAUAUUUGUUGUGGUGGGUGGGAGGGAAAAUGUCAGAUUACCUUUCUGGUAGAAAUCCCAGUUAAAUGGAAUUGUAUAAUAUAUGGACCUUCAAUUUGAAGGAAUUUUCAAAUAUUUAACACAAAAUUGAGACCCUCAUUUGAAUGUCCAAGUAUUGAAACAUUAAACAUGAAGUGGUUUAUCCCCUUUAAGUACAUAAUCAGGCUUUGUAAAUAAUGUCAAUUUUAAGUUACUCUGCUUAGUUGAUCAAUACUGGGUGUAUUAGUUUUAUUAGUAAGUUUGAUUAAUUUAGCUCAGUGAUAGGAUUUUUGUGAAACUGUAUCUUCCCAAACAUUAUCUAUUUUAAUCAAUGUCAGAAACCUGUUUUAGAAAAUUGAACAUUGUGCAGCAAAGUUUCCAGAGUGUAGCUUACGGUAGAUCAGAAGUAAUAGAAACUUUAAUGUUAAAGAUUUGUUUUUAGGUUAUGUGUACAGAAUAAUUUUUCAGUGUCUUGAUUUACACUGACAAUUGCUAAUUAAUAUAGAACACUACAUAUAUGGCAUCAAUAUUGGUUCAGAUUUGUAUUACAUAGUGCUCUAGUGCAUUUGGCAGUUUGAUUUUUUUUAAGAGGUGGAAGGAGGCAUAACAAACUCAUCACUGACUUAAACUGGGUGGGAAAGCAAUGUAUGUUGCACCUAAUACUGUAUAUUUUCUUCAGGUAAUUUAAAAUCCUGCAUAGUAAAUGAUAAAGGAAUAAAUAGUAAACGUCAACUUGUCUUUUGGCCCUUUGGCAAAUCAGAGUUUUUAAUUGGCUAAGAUUUGUAUGAAUUGUGAUUUGAAGAAGUUAUUAAAACAGUUUCUGUGGACUGUGGAAGAAGCUAUUAAAUUUGAGAAAAUCUUAAAAUGAAUUCAGCAAUUUCAACAGACUGUAUUUCGGAAUUUGUACAAAAAAGUGGGUACAGUCUGCAAAAUACCUGAUCAACACUUCAGUGCUUGUCUCCUCAUUGUUAGUCAAGUUGAAUAGUGUAAGAGCAACUUCAUUCUGCUUGCAAUAUCAGGCUGGAAUGGGAAAAGUACUAGUGCCAACUGGGAUUUUACUCUGUACUUGCUGUAAACUUUUAUAAUUCCUAAUUUGAAAGUAAAGUAUUUAUACAACAGUAGUAACAUACAUUUGUAAGUUAGUUUUCCUGUAUCUUUUGAAAAAGGCUUUCCUUCUGAUUACAACUGCCAAAUGUAAAUGAUAUCUACCCAGAUAGUGAAUUUUCCUGUGGUAUAAAAUUAACUACCUGGUAAUGCUGCAUGAUUUUAAUAUACCUUCAGGUCCUACCUCAUUCAACAGAGAAAAGCCUUUGUCCUAUCAAAGCUGAAAGGCUUCCACAUUUUAAAAAAAACGGACUAGUGUUAAGGGAAAAUUGAAAUGGAAAUUCACUGUCUUUGUAUAUAUUAUAAAUGUCAUCCAAAAUCUGUGUAUCUUUUAAGUUUUUGGGUACAAGAGACAACAAAACAACCUG